Molecule: messenger RNA, 2392 nt
Organism: Ilex paraguariensis (yerba mate)
Lineage: Eukaryota; Viridiplantae; Streptophyta; Magnoliopsida; Aquifoliales; Aquifoliaceae
Source: the annotation of a GenBank genome assembly
GCGGCUAAACCAUUGUCAAUAACACCAAAGUAGACCAGACCCCCUGCACUAAUGCCCUCUCUGCAACUCUCUCUGAGUAUCUCUCCACUCACUGACCCUACUCUCUCUCCUCAACCCAAACCUCAAUCUCUCUUGCUCGUGCCACACACCCCUCUAAGACCCAAACACCUCCUGUGUUGUCUCUUUGCCACUGCAAAAAAUGCGAUUAUCGUUGAAGACCAAGACGCCGUCGUUAAUGGAAGAGUGGGAGCCGAUACCAGUGUUCCGGCGGAGGAAGACUUAUUAUUGCCGGCGGGGCUCCAGAAAGAGUUCAUGCCGAAGCACGUGGCGGUAAUAAUGGAUGGAAACAGAAGGUGGGCCCGGAUGAGAGGCUUACCAGUCGUGUUGGGUUAUGAAGCGGGUAUUAGGGCAUUGAGAAGGGUUAUGGGUCUGUGUUGCAAGUGGGGGAUUAUUAGGGUUCUUACUGUAUUUGCAUUUUCAUCAGAUAACUGGUUUCGACCAAAAGUGGAAGUUGAUUUCUUGAUGCGCUUGUUUGGAAGAGGAUUGAAAGAUGAGCUCGAGAACUUUGUCAGAAAGAACAUUCGGAUUUCUGUAAUUGGGGAUUCCUCUAAGCUCCCAAAGCCCCUUCAGGAAUUGAUAAUGGCUGCAACAGAGACCACAAAGAACAAUUCAGGACUCCACCUCAUUGUGGCUGUUAAUUAUAGUGGGCAGCGUGAUAUUGUGCAAGCUUGCCAAAGCAUUGCUUUGAAAGCAAAGGACGGUCUUAUUGAACCCGAAGACAUCAAUGAGUUUCUUAUUGAACAGGAGUUAGACACACGUUGUGCGGCCUUCCCUCACCCUGAUCUUCUAAUACGGACUAGUGGUGAGCUUCGAGUAAGCAACUUUUUAUUGUGGCAGUUAGCCUACACCGAACUGUUCUUUACACAAUCACAUUGGCCUGAAUUUGGAGAAUCUGAGUUCUUAGAGGCUUUACACUCCUUUCAGCAAAGGCAAAGACGGUAUGGUGGGAAAAAUACUUGAUCUUAAUGUUCUCUACCAAGACUUUCUCGUGUAUGUGAAAUUAAGUAUGCAAAGACACAUGGAGAUUGUGGAUGCACUUGGGAACAACUUAAAGGAACAAUAAAUUAUAAGACGGCUGGCUUUCGUUGGAAAUCACUGAAGUGAUUCCCAAUAUAACUAAAUACCUGCUUUUGGGAAAGCUGAAAUUGCUAUUCAAUACUGUUGACAAAUUUGGGAGUGGGAAUCAUUCAUCACCAGGAGUGAUGCUGUAUAACUCGUCUGAAAACAUCUCGGGUUCUUAUAUUACCCUGGAACUCGAUAUCUGCUGCAGAUUUUUGGAGGGCACCUUUCCAAAUAAUAGAAAAAUUUCCUGCUUUUUUUUCCAUUUUAAACCCUCAAUCUCAGACUAAUGAGGUGUCUUCAGGCCAACUCCAUUGUGUAGACCUCUGUGGACCUCGUUUGGCACCAGGACCAAGAAACAUUGGAUUGGUAAGAACACCAUUUGUUGGCAGAGUAUCAGGUGUUUCAUCUCUCUGCCGAAGUAUACACAAUAUUGCAUGCGAUAUAUGCUAAUUAGCAAUACAAGUGUUGCUGCUUUUCUGUAACUACCGAGGAAAGUUAUUGAAAAUAUCAUGCGAUGCACAUUUUCAAGCUUGAUCAUUACAGAUAACGAUUAAAGUCUGCGUUCUAGUUAAAUGGCUUGUAGCUUUCAGUAUCUGUUUUAGGACUAUCUGCAAUAUUACAACUAUUUUGCUUGUAGUGUUUUCUAUCAGUUGCUUCAUCUUCAAAGUAACAGCAAAUUUGUAUCUAGGUCUCUCCACAUGCUGGGGUAACGUUGCGUACUUCUGACCCUUCUCAGGCUCCAAAAAGACGGGAGUCUAAUUAGAGAAGCCAAUCCUCUCUCUGUUCAUGGAUCUGACUCAUUCUACUCUGUUAGUACAGCAAAGGAUUCUUGGAAGUAAUAUCUCUAUGAUGCAAUUGCUUCCAUGACAGUAUCUGGAUAAAAUAAUAGUUGGCUUCCCCAAUCACAGUUAGGCAAAAGUGGUGGAAACAUCUUUUGUCUAAAUCAAAGUUACCUGAAUUCAAAAUAGAUCAUGACAUAAUCUGAAGAAGAUUUUGUUAUAACAAGUCUAUGCUGCAAUCUUGGUCUACUGUAAGGCAAGAAAUUGAAACGUGAGUUAUGUCAAGAAGUGACACUUAACGGCCAAACUGCAGCAGAAGAACAUCCCAGUAAAUGGAAGAAAUGAGGGGCCAAGUAUAAACUAGUAAUACUCAGGAUAAAUUCCAACAAAAAUUUUUCAGUUGUAUUCAAGUUUUGGGUUAAAGGGCGGGCUUGGUGCUAUGGUAAAGUUGUUUUAUUGUAAUAUAAAAGUCACGAGUUUGAGUUAUGGAA